AUGUCAGAACCACAGCCGUCGCCUGAGCUGGCAUCAGGCGGAGCGGGAGAUAGAGCGUCAAUAAUAUCAAGCAGUUCCGUGUCACCCACGCCAAUCUUCAGCGGAGAGCAAGCCAGUCCCCAAGACAAUCAACCUCCAGCAAAGGCGUCAAUACUCAAAAGAAUUUGGGCCACGAUAGGUAUCAAUGGGUUCGUGGUUAUGAUCAUGGUGAAACCAGCUAUUGCUGCAACCAUCAGUAUGGCAAUAUAUCAGAAAUAUUCGGUAGCAGCGAAUUAUCUGAACUUUGGGUAUCUGAUCAUCAUUGUCUCAGUCUUGACGGUACCAAUACUGCCGCGUGGUAAAUUUUUGAUGAAUUUAUUUUUCUGUUGUCUUAUGACAUGUUUAGCGGUAGCGAUGAUAGUGCUUGGGCAAUGGGCUGGUAUCAAAGCUCGUCAACACACGACUCCGGUUGGCGCGUCUCCAGCUGUUGCUCAAGGAUAUAAUUCGUCGGCGUCCGCGAUCAACGCCAUAUUUCUGUUGUUCAACGUUUUCAUCAUAAAUUCCAUACGCGCAGCCCGCCCGGCCCUCACGAUUCCGACAAUCCAAUAUACGGUUGUCGUCCUUGUUGGAUUUACUUACGGACCCAGCGAAACAACCGUCUACAGAAGCCACAGAUUUGUAAAAGAAGUACUUUAUGCUUUUUUGACUGGACAAGCGAUUUCUACAGGGGUCUCGCUGCUCAUCAUCCCGGUGUCGUCGAGAAAGGUCUUCUUUGGGGAGGUUGUAGGGUUUUUGCAAAGCUGUAGAGGACUCCUGAAAAAGCAGAUGCAAUUCAUCGAGUCUUUAGAGCACUCUAAGUUCUCAAGACCUAUUGUGACCAAGCAAGCUUUGGGUUCCGAGCAGUCAGUGGUUGACAGUACAUUACACGAAGAGAAACGAGCUGCCUUGAAGACAGCGACGGCGGCACUCCUCGUACUUGGUUCAAAGCUUGACGAAGACGUUACUUUUGCGAAGAGAGAAACAGCAUAUGGUCAUCUGGAUGGAAAGAACGUUCACGCUCUGAAUCUGAUAUUGAGAGGAAUCAUGAUUCCUAUCUCCGGCCUGUCUACCAUCGCAGAUAUAUCUGUUAGAAUGGAUGGCUGGAGGCGAGCAAAGAGUUACAAUCCAAAAGUUUGCGACCAACUGUCGGCGGAAGAUUUGGAGCUAGAACAUUUGGAAUGGUUGGAAUUGGUCGAGGGCGCCCGGCUCGCAUUUGAAAACAUGACGCGGAUUCUCGACGAGAGCAUUUCACAUGUACUAAAGACAUUGAAGCUGAUACCCGGAAAGAGCACGAGGAAAGAUGUAGCUGGGGAUGUUGAGAAAGGACAAAAAGUAAAGCCCAUAUCAGAUUUUGCCGAUAGCUUAGAACGCAAGAUUGAAGCAUUUCGAGACCAAAGAUCAACAGAUCUCCGAGCGUGGGCGCAAAAGCGAGGCUUAAAAUCGGUCUUUCAGUGUGCUUCCAGCAAGCGGCACGAAGCUCCAGCACAUGAGGCCAUUGAUCCAGCAGUAGCAUCUCGAGAAACUCUGGCGUCAGCAAGGCUUCAUAUAAUCCUGUAUAUGGAAUACCUCUUAUACUCGGUUUCCAAAGCCAUUCUGGUGGCUGUUAGAUUCGCAGAUUCAAUGGAGAAUAACGGCACGAUGUCGAAGAAGCGGUUCAUAUUUCCAACUGUCAAAACGGUAACCAAAUGGCUCAAGUCCUUACUCAACGGCACCGAAGCCUCAACUGAGCUUGAUCCGGCGUCAGAGGCUCAAUCGAUUUUACUGGGAAACUCGUUCCAGUCCCCUCGCGAUCCUGAACAUCUGGCUCCUAAGAAUUUCGGCCAAAGGCUAGGGAAUCAUUUUCGUCUCAUCCCAAGGUUCUUUGGAUCGUCAUCAGUCAAGUUUGGUGCUCGAACCGCCAUUGCGGUCUUCUCGAUUGGUAUCAUGGCAUACCUGAAAAAUACCCACGCUUUUUUCAUUCGCCAGCGCCUGGUCUGGAGUCUGGUAAUGAUAUCAAUCGGAAUGAAUCCUACUGCCGGUUCCGCCGUCUUUAAUCUGUUUGGCAAUCUCACAUUUACCCUUUUCGGAAUGAUAGGAGCGUUCAUCAAUUGGUAUAUUGUAGACCAAAAAACGGCUGGAGUGAUUGUGAUGUUCUUCGUGUUCAUGUGUUUUUACUUCUAUUGGGCUGCGAAAUAUCCAAGGUUCUUGACGGCAAUCGUCGCGGGAGCUCUGACACAUGUGUUGAUCGUUGGCUAUGAGCUCCAAGUACGUGUGAUUGGUGUCAAGCAAUCUACUGCUACAGGGCAGUCAUAUUAUGAGUUUUAUGAGCUUGCCCCUUAUCGCCUCCUUAUUGUGGGAGGAGGUGUUCUUGUGGGCUACAUAUGGACGAUCUUUCCUGUGCCAAUAACUGAAGCUUCGGUACUUCGUCGAGAUCUUGGCGGAUCCUUGUACGUGCUUGCAAAGUACCUUAGCUGUGUGACGGCAACGGUGGACCAGAAACUCCUCGAAGCAGACGAAGGAAGUGAGAUAGUUAGCGAUCAUGGCAAGAAGCUUGACAAAGCUAGGGCGAAAUUGCUAGCUCAGCUUAUCACUGGCAUCAAUGGGAUGAAGGCCAAUCUUUCAUUCAUGACAUUUGAACCUAGAUUUGGUGCAUACGCAUCAACCUCCUUCCAUAGCUCUUCAAACUCCACCACAACUCCCGGCUCCCCAACCUGGCUCCACAAUUUCACGCUCCAACACCGACAAACCCUCACCUCCUCCAAAGCCCUCGCAUCCCUCUUCUCCCUCCUCUCAGCAUCCAUCAAAAACGCGCAAGCUCUCCCUCCCUACCUCCACGUCCCAGAGGUCCUCACCUUAUCUCACGCCAGAACUCCUAUACACCCCCAAAAGGAGCCGUCUCACGGCAUCAGCAACGAAUCUAACAGAAACGAAAAUAGUCUUUUGGGUCUAGAGAAUGUUAAUGAGGAUGGAUAUCGCGCGGUGGUGGUUAUUGAGGUUGCGCAGAGGGCGGUGGCGCAUAGUGUGGAGAGGAUUGUGGAGUUGGUUAAGGAAUUGUGUGGACAGCUUGAUUUUGGAUAUUCUGUUGUUGCGCAGGGGGAUGAUGAGUCUGUUUAA
Molecule: messenger RNA, 3111 nt
Organism: Glarea lozoyensis ATCC 20868
Lineage: Eukaryota; Fungi; Ascomycota; Leotiomycetes; Helotiales; Helotiaceae
Exons: 4
Coding region: 1-3111 (1036 amino acids)
Source: RefSeq, a predicted model, not a curated record